Colletotrichum chrysophilum is the source of this 468-nucleotide messenger RNA. RefSeq lists its product as uncharacterized. NCBI's taxonomy places the organism in Eukaryota, Fungi, Ascomycota, Sordariomycetes, Glomerellales, Glomerellaceae. The transcript is spliced from 2 exons. The record is from RefSeq and is a predicted model, not a curated record. The coding region runs from base 1 to 468 and encodes 155 amino acids.
AUGUCGGACGCAUGGAGAGCCGAGAACAAGGGGCCGGAGUCUCUUGUGGCCAUCAUUACUGUCACUGUUCUCAGCACGGUUUUCACUGGCGCAAGGCUGUUUGUCCGGGGCAAGAUUCUGGGCAAGGUUCAUCUGGAUGACUACUUAAUCAUCGCGUCAGUUCCCCUUGGCGAACUCAUCUUCGGCAAGCGACUGUUUAGUUCGGGUGGUGGCCGACGUACAUACGAGAACUAUGGCUUGGGGCCCAGUGGCCAAAUGCGAUCUGAGAAUAUCGAGCUAUCUCGCGGCCACAAGCGAAUGCCCAGACAGCAAGAUACAGUCAGCUUCGACGACCUGGAUACAACAACCACCACAGCGGUGGCGAAGGGAAGUCAAGAAAGCAUUCUUGGGCAACACGAUUUUAGCGGCAAGAUCAUGCGAACCGAUGCAUUUACCGUCAGCAUAGAACAGACAAAAAAGAAGUCGUGA